This is a messenger RNA of Suillus discolor, 2509 nucleotides long. Its product is annotated as glycosyltransferase family 39 protein. The coding region runs from base 52 to 2361 and encodes 769 amino acids. Gene Ontology annotation, biological process: protein O-linked glycosylation via mannose. Gene Ontology annotation, cellular component: endoplasmic reticulum; membrane. NCBI's taxonomy places the organism in Eukaryota, Fungi, Basidiomycota, Agaricomycetes, Boletales, Suillaceae. The transcript is spliced from 10 exons. Gene Ontology annotation, molecular function: dolichyl-phosphate-mannose-protein mannosyltransferase activity. The record is from RefSeq and is a predicted model, not a curated record.
UUAACGUUGACAAUCAAGACGUCCGUAUCAACGUUUCAACCUUCCACCGCGAUGGCGAGUCCUUCAAGACCACGUCAGAGAAUAAAAGUUACCCCUGCUUCAACCGCUGGCAACUACGACCAAGAUGAUGAUGACCACGUACACGCUAUAUAUCAAAGUCCCAACUCCCGCAGUGCAUUUGAACGGGUUUUAGAUACUCCACAAGCAAGUGCUGCGAUGGUGGGUGUGUUGACGGCGAUAGCAUUUGCGCUUCGUUUUUACAAAAUAAAUCAACCAGACCAAGUUGUCUUUGAUGAGGUGCACUUCGGAAAGUUUGCCUCCUUUUAUAUCACUCGCGAGUAUUAUUUCGACGUGCACCCCCCUUUCGCGAAACUAUUAUUCGGACUCACUGGCUGGUUCGUCGGGUUUGACGGUCACUUCACAUUCGAGAACAUCGGGGAUAGCUAUACCGACAAUCAUGUACCAUAUGUUGGCAUGCGUGCUUUACCCGCGAUUCUUGGAAGUCUUACGGUCCCCGUGGUUUACGCGAUAAUGAAGGAAACUGGCUAUUCUACUAUCAUCGCUGCCUUUUCCGCCUGUAUCAUUCUCUUUGACAACGCUCACAUUGCGCAGUCACGGUUAAUUCUCUUGGACGCGACAUUGGUCUUCUUCAUGUCACUUACAAUCUAUUCAUAUGUUCGAUUCCGCAAACUCCGUUACUGGGAAUUCACUGUUGAAUGGUGGAGCUGGUUGAUCGCUACUGGCUUUUUCAUGGCUUGCACCUGGGGCGCGAAAGUAAACGGUAUCCUGACUGUAGCCACCAUUGGCAUCGCUGUUUUAGUUGACCUGUGGGAUAUAUUGGACCAUAAGAAGGGUUUUACAAUGGAACAUUUCUGGAAGCACUUCAUGGCAAGAGCAGUAGGCCUGAUCGUCGUCCCCUUCAUCAUCUACCUAUCAUUCUUCUACGUGCAUUUCGCCGUUCUUACGCGUUCCGGAACUGGCGACUCUUUCAUGACCCCCGCAUUCCAGGAGACUCUCAUUGGCAAUGAACUGUUGAUGAAUAGCCAAGAGCUUCGUUACUUCGACGUUGUCACUAUGAAACACAAGGAUACAAAGGUUUACUUGCACUCGCAUCCCGACCACUACCCUUUGCAGUACGACGAUGGUCGCAUCAGUAGUCAAGGACAACAGGUCACCGGUUAUGGACAUGAUGAUAUCAAUAACCACUGGCAGAUCAUCCCCACAAAAGCCCUUCCUGAGGCCGGCCGCGGUCGCGUUGUCCGCCACGAAGAUGUCAUCCAACUUUUGCACAUCAGCACCCAAACACUCUUACUUACGCACGACGUUGCUUCCCCGCUUAUGCCAACAAACCAGGAAUUCACUACAUGGCCCAAGGAUGAUCACUCACGACACAAUGAUACCUUGUUCUACUUGAACAUUAUUGACGCCGACUCUGAGGAUCCAUGGAAGAGCAAAUCGAGCUACUUCAAGCUUGUUCAUGGUCCCACCAGGGUGUCCAUGUGGACCCAUUCUAAACAGUUGCCAGAAUGGGCUUUCAAGCAACAAGAGAUCAAUGGUAACAAGAACCCCACAGAGAAGAGCGCUACUUGGUUCGUCGACCAGGUAAUCUCGACUGAGAGUCCCGAAGGUCUUUCUGGCGAACAAGUUCCGAAGGAACCUAAGAAAAUCAGCUUCUUCAGGAAGUUUGCCGAGCUGCAGUUGUUGAUGCUCCAGCACAAUGCGGGACUCACUUCAUCACACCCCUAUGCUAGCGGUCCGAUCAACUGGCCUUUCCUCAUCAGCGGGAUCAGUUUCUGGACAGAAAACGACGCUCAAAAACAGAUUUAUCUUAUUGGUAACAUCGUUGGCUGGUGGACGUGCGUCAUCGCACUGUCCAUCUAUGUUGGUAUCAUGGGUGCUGACCUACUUGCCCGUCGUCGUGGCAUUGAACCCAUUCCUGAGGCUGCCCGUGGCCGCCUAUGGAACUCCGCCGGAUUCUUCCUUCUGAUCUGGGCCAUACACUACCUUCCCUUCUUCCUUAUGAGUCGACAGCUUUUCAUCCACCACUACCUCCCAUCGCAUCUUGCUUCUGCACUCCUUGCCGGCUCUGUUCUUAGCUUCAUACUUUCGGAUACGGUCAAUUACCCGAUUAGUAUCGUUGGACGUUGGACGAAAUUGCGCAAAUCGGAGUACGCUGAUCUUGGUAUGAAAGGGCCUGUGGUGGUGGGCGUAUUCACAUUCAUCUUGUUUUUGAUGUUCGUAUACAUGGCACCAUUAACAUAUGGUACGCCUGGGCUUGAUGGAGAGGCUGUCAACGCGAAGCGCUUGUUGUCAUCGUGGACGUUACACUUCGCAGCAAAGGAGACCGCUGAAGUAUCGUGAGACAGAGCUAGGGAUGAUUGAAUGGCGUGACACGCACGACGGGAUUUUGUACAUAGUAGAUGAUAAUCCAUUUGGACAUUCGAUUGCUCUAUGGCUUGUACCGCUUGUCACUUAUGUUAGGCCAAUCAUGCGAAAUUUGCGGACUAAA